Messenger RNA from Fonsecaea nubica, 1728 nucleotides. RefSeq lists its product as hypothetical. The transcript has 3 exons. The record is from RefSeq and is a predicted model, not a curated record. The coding region runs from base 1 to 1728 and encodes 575 amino acids. NCBI's taxonomy places the organism in Eukaryota, Fungi, Ascomycota, Eurotiomycetes, Chaetothyriales, Herpotrichiellaceae.
AUGCACAAGGCGCAAGCCGUGACCCCUCGGCCAGAUCCCAGCGCUGGAAUCACAGCCUCGAGCCCUGUCUCCUCCUCCGCCUCCAAGACCUUUCAGUUUGUCACCGCAAACCCCUCCACCGACGCCGAACGCUCGCGCAAUAAGACCCUCGUUCGCUCCAAUGCUUCCAACUACCACUGGCGGCGGGUCAAGAAAUCCACCGAUGGCGCCUCAAGUCGGCCGGUAGCAGCAAGACGUCGUUCUUCAAUCCGCAGCCAGGUCAGGCCUACCAAGAGGGUCCUCGCCCCCGCGACUCCUCAGACGAUAGGGUCUUCCUCAACAGAUAGCGAUGACAGGACACCCAAAACUGAAGAUGAGGCAACCGACUUCGCUACAGAGUCGCCGGGGUCAGCAGGAGAGCUGGUCUCGAUUUCCAGCGCCAGCCUGUCAAGCUUGCUGGUCUCUGGCCACCAUGACCCCUUUGAAACAUACCCAUCCGACUUACCCAAGGAGUUUGUGAGCCCUGUGCUCGAUCAAGUGAAUAGCUUCCUGUGUAUAAUGUUCCCGCCCGAGAACGGGCAGACCCUCAGUCCACACUCAGAGAAAUGGCUUAAGAUGACCUUUCGCGAUCGCAGCCUCUUUCACGCCUCGUUAUUUUGUCAACUCACACGCAAUCGCAUUCUCCGCUUGUCCCCCGCCCAAUCACCGGAACAGAUGCAAUGCUACACCGAAACCAUUCGAGGCGUGCACCAGAAGUUUGCCGAUGUUUCGGUGAGUUGCGAGGAUGAAAAUAUCCUGGCUGUAUACGCUCUCUCCUAUCACGGAGAGCCUCGAGUCUAUCUUGCCGGUCCGGUACCAUCCCAAGGUCCACUGACCACGUUGCAACUCCUUCAUCUGUAUGGGGGUCGCCUGCAUACUGUCGGUGUGCACCUGCAAGGCCUGGCCAAAAUGUUGGAUCUUCGCGGAGGUCUUUCGAAAAUCAGGCUGCCCGGGCUAGCGCAAGCGAUUUCUUUCGGAGACAUCAUCCUUGCCAGCCAGACUCUCACAAGACCCCUGCUGUCGUACGCGAUGAUGUAUGACGACGUCAUUGGAUCUUUGAAUGCCUCGUCGAGAAAAACCCAUCCGCUGGUCGGCCUCGGCCGAGGAUUUCGCGUCCUCCCAGAGAUUCUCGGGCACGAGAUGUCCGAAAAACUCCUCGUCGUUCUGAAGUGGAUCAUCCAGUACACCUUCGCCGUGGACGACCAUGUCACGGGGAGGCCCGAAGCCCAGCAUUUGGGCUUCAUCGCGAAUGAGAGAAACUUUGUACAGCACAGCCUGCUGUUCCUGACGCCGCUGCCCAACGACCUCCAGGACGAGCACCCUCUACUCCGUCUCGCGCGGCUGGGCACACUCGUCUAUAACCUGCUCGUGGUGUUUCCGCUGCCCGCGAUCGCCGCGCCCUUCCACCGCCUGGCCCGCGACAUCCAGAAGCAGCUGCUCGAUCCGUCGCUCCGACCGUGGUGGAACGAGGCGUCAGACCUGAUCCUCUGGGCCGCGACCAUGGGCGCCAUCGCCGCCAUCGGAUCCCCUGACCGCCUGUGGUACCGCACCAUGCUGGACGACCUGACCCGCCACAUGGAUAUUGCCAACUGGUCGACCAUGCGCGACCGCCUCGGCAUGUUCCUGUGGUACAGCUACACCAACGACUCGGACGGCUUCCGGCUGUGGACCGAGAUCGAGGAGUCGAAUCUCUUCCGCCUCCCCAAAUAA